AUGAAACCCUCAACCUCCAAGUCUGCUUCGUCUGCCUUAAAAGACGCUCCGGACGACAUUUCCGAGGAAGACCUGAAGCUGAUUCGCCACCUCACGUGGCUCUAUGGCGGAUAUCAAAUGCGUUCUCGCAACACUCGUAAGCCCUACGAUGAAAACAAAAAUUUUCAACAUCAUCACACCAAUACCGCUACUAAGAAUGGUAGUAGUGCACUUAAUUCUUCUAAAAGUUCUGUUGUAAGGAGUAAAAACUUAAAUAGACGUAAUCGUACAAGUAAUUCUAGUAAUACUAGGGAUAAUAAUAAUAGCAGUGUAACGAGUGUAGAAGAGGGGAUAGGAGAUAGGAUGAGAACGUUGAGAAGUAGUUUGAAUAGACGUUUACGUCAUGAUUAUGAAAUUGAUGUGAAUGAUCACAGGAAACCAUCCUGGCCCGAUAACUUUGCCUUGUCAGACAAGGUUGACUAUUUCAUCUCAAAUAAGAUUGCCGACACCACCGAAUUCCGCAACAAGGAGCCAAACACUCUCUCAAUUUGCGGUCAGUUUGCUCUCCAAAACCAUGAAGCCAUGGUUGCAGAUACUGACCGGGUCCAUUAUUACAGAGCGGCAAUCUUCUGGACCGGCCACUCCACCGUUUCUGAUAAUACUAUGGAUAACACUGUAAAAAAUAUCACUAGUAAACACUUAAUUAGCACUGUUGACUUGGUGAAUACUGAGGGAAGUACAACUACUAGUACCACCAGUGAUGAUAAUUCACAAAUUGACGAUAAUGAAACUGUAUUUGUGGACACCUCUUACGAAUCGCUGGACCUAAACUCAUUCACUACCACUACCAACAGUAGUGAUAUUACUAAUACAGUAGAGAAUACGGGCAAAUCCUUAGAAAGUGAUGUCUCAAAUUUAAACUUAAUUCACACUAAUAAUAAUAACCGGAAAGAGUAUUAUUGUAGUGGCAAGAGAAUACUUGAGAUAGGAACAGGUCCGAUGUGUGUGUUGGCGAUGAACGCAUUGAAGGCUGGUGCUAGGUACGUGGAUGCUUUGGAGGUCUCCGUCCAUGCGUCUAGGCUUGCGGGGAAGCUAAUGGCUGCUUAUGGUUUCGACAAUGUUAUUAGAGUUUUUAAUACGCAUUCAAAGCUGUUUGUCUUUGACCAGAACGAGUACUUUGGUGAAGAUUGCAGGUUUGGUGAGGACCUUUUAUUACCCUCAACUCCACCUUAUGACAUGAUAAUUAGUGAGAUUUUAGGUGACUUUGCUAGUCAGGAAGGAGUUGCCGAUGUGUUUCUAGACCUUCAACGGAGAAUUCUCUUUGAGAAUAAAAGGUUUAUUAACUCCGUUAAGAGUAUCCCAUCGAAAGUUUCAACUCUUUUCGUCCCAUCUUUCUUUCCCGACUCCAGCAACAUCAUUAACAAGUCAAGUUCAGACUCUGAAAUGACCAUCUUCUCACCCAGUAAAAAGAUGCUCCAGUCAGUGGGAAUGAGAAUUGACAAUUUACCAGCUUGUGACGAAUGGUUACCCUUGGAACACUUAAAUUUAGAGGAAUGGAUGCUACCUCAAAUGUGUCAACAUUAUCUCAACCUCUUCACAGUCUCCACCUAUGGUAAUUUGGCUGGACUUUUAGUUGGAAUUGAUGUUGAAAUUAGGCCUGGGGAACACUUUGGUACUCGCUACGGCCAAUGUGAGUCCUGGUACACUAAUUUCCUCUUACUUGAUAAGGAAUACACUGUCUUCAAGGGCGAUCUUGUCCUUGUUAACAGUAUUGCAAACUUAACUAAUUACACAAAGGCCAACUGUGAUAAUGGUAAAAUUCAGGUCUCAAGACCUUCAUAUAGCUUUAAAAUUUAUAUUCUUUCACCAAUUAACAUUUUGUGCAGCUCUACCAAUACUUUGGAUAAUUCCACUGAUAUUUCCUCAUUUGAUUUACACGAAGAAUCAAUUUAUAAUUUGGACACACAUUUUGCCCACUCUGUUGAUACUAAUAACUCUGUAGAAAGUGUCGUUACCGGUUUAAGCUUUGAAAAUACUUAUGAAAAUAAUACUUUUAAUAGCAAUAAUAAUACAAUGAGUGUGAAGCUUAUCUGCAACGAAUUGAAGAGAAUAAGUUAUGAAAUUAAUGAUUGUACUACUGUUUGUUCGAAGAAACUGAACGAGAAUCAGGAGUUUUCAACCACGGCUUGCACCCUUCCUGAGGAUAUUCUGAAGGAGCAUGAGUUUGUCAGAGUGAGGGGCGAAGUUUACAGGGUUAUGGACACUCCUCCAACCAUCCACAUCAACUAUCUCGAACAGACUUCAACCAUAUACUAUGACACUCCCUGUUCCAAAAGGAAGAUGCAUACAGAUCCUCCUAAACGUUACCAAAAAAUCAAGCUAAAACCCAAAAUUUAA
Theileria annulata is the source of this 2376-nucleotide messenger RNA. RefSeq lists its product as uncharacterized. NCBI's taxonomy places the organism in Eukaryota, Apicomplexa, Aconoidasida, Piroplasmida, Theileriidae. The record is from RefSeq and is a predicted model, not a curated record. Gene Ontology annotation, biological process: peptidyl-arginine methylation. The coding region runs from base 1 to 2376 and encodes 791 amino acids. Gene Ontology annotation, cellular component: nucleus. The transcript has a single exon. Gene Ontology annotation, molecular function: protein-arginine N-methyltransferase activity.